UUAAUGGUGUGCGUGCUUUAGCUGUAUGUAUUAAAAGCCAGAAAUUCCGGAUACAGGAAGUAGUACCUGUUUUUGUGGCUACCUUUGAGUCCCUUUUGUUUUUCCCCCUGCGGUAUGAAAACAAAUUGAGGACGCAUGGAUAUGUUGAAACAGCACUCUACAAUUAUCAAAAAAAAUUGAUUGAGGUUAUGUGGUCUGUUUUCUUGGUAGGAGUUUGCUGGGGGAAACGAAAGCUAUUGUUGACUGGGCAUGAGCAUUGGUGGAUCUUGUGUAUCCUUACGCACUGGAACAGGCGCUAAGAACUGCUCAAUGAUUGGCUGCACGGUUAAUACUUAUGCUGCUGUGGUUGGCUGCAGUCUCUAAAAAGAGGAGUUGCCAGAGCAAGAGAUUUGAAGACCAACUGUGCUGCUGCUGCUGCUUCUGGUUGUCGCUACUCUAUCUUACUUGUGAUGUUGGAUAUGGGAGAAAGGAAAGAAGUCAAAAUGAUUCCUAAAUCAUCGUUUAGUAUAAACAGCCUGGUUCCCGAAGCCGUCCAAAGCGACAACCACAACCAACACCACCACCACCAUCAACACCACAGAACGGUGCACGAGGAAGAGGAGAAAACUCCUUUACCUGCCCAAGUGCUGGAGCAGAAGUCGGAGAACACUUGCGCUAAAAGUGAGAAUUCAUCCCACGACUCGUCGUGCACGGACGAGAAGGAGAAACCGGAAGAAAAACGGGACCCCAAAGAAGGCGAAGGAGGCAAAGACGGCGAAAAGAAAAACGGCAAGUACGAGAAACCACCUUUUAGCUACAAUGCUUUGAUUAUGAUGGCCAUUCGGCAGAGUCCCGAGAAACGGUUAACCCUUAACGGCAUUUACGAGUUCAUUAUGAAAAAUUUCCCGUAUUACCGGGAGAACAAACAGGGAUGGCAGAAUUCCAUCAGACACAACUUAAGUCUUAACAAAUGUUUUGUCAAAGUGCCCCGGCAUUACGAUGACCCAGGAAAGGGAAACUACUGGAUGCUUGACCCAUCUAGUGACGACGUGUUCAUUGGCGGAACGACGGGCAAACUUCGGCGGAGAUCGACCACCUCGAGGGCAAAACUGGCGUUUAAACGGGGCGCGCGGCUUACCUCCACCGGACUGACAUUUAUGGAUAGAGCUGGCUCUUUAUAUUGGCCUAUGUCGCCGUUCCUCUCGCUACACCAUCCGAGGGCAAGCAGUGCGUUGAGUUAUAACGGCACAUCGUCGCCUUAUCCUAGUCACCCAAUGUCUUAUAGCACAAUGUUGACUCAAAACAGUUUGGGGAGCAAUCACUCUUUUCCAACCUCCAAUGGUUUGAGUGUUGACAGACUAGUGAAUGGAGACAUCCCUUACGCCACACACCACCUCACUGCGGCCGCUUUGGCCGCCUCAGUGCCAUGUGGGCUUUCCGUACCCUGUUCCGGGACAUACUCUUUGAAUCCUUGUUCGGUGAACCUGCUUGCGGGCCAGACCAGUUAUUUCUUCCCCCACGUCCCUCACCCAUCCAUGACCUCCCAGAGCACCACGUCCAUGAGUUCCCGGGCCGCCUCUUCCUCCUCCCCGCAAACGGCCUCCUCUCUCUCGUGUGACUCCUUAAGGCCUUCCCUACCCAGUUUCUCAUCCGGACUUUCGAGCGGACUUUCUGACUACUUCACACAUCAGAAUCAAGGGUCAACAUCAAAUCCCCUUAUACACUAACUAACAUCCACAGGAUCAGACUGUAAGUGAACAUUUUACACCAAUUUACACUGUAAUAUAUAUCAAUGAAAAAAUUAAGGAGAAAGAAAGGACAUUGCAAGCCGAAUUCCAGGUAUUUUGUAUUAUUGUUAUUAUUAUUAUUAAUAUUAUUAUUAUGCAUUUAUUUCUGUAUACAAACGUCAAGUGUCGCGAAAUGGUUUAUUAUUCCACUGUCAGCAACGUGCAAUGUGACCAGAAUAAAAAAGGCUGAAGCGUAUAGGUUUUUUUCAAAGGCAGUAUGAUUACUUUAGAAUGUUUAUUUAAAUAGUGGUUGCAGUUUUGUCCAAUUUUGAAUGUUAAAAUAUCUAAUACCAUUACAAAAUGACCACCAGUCAUCAUGUUUGCAGUAUUAUCACGUAUCAUGAACGCACUGGUGCAGUGAGAUUUUUUAAAAUUAACACAAAGUUUUAUUUUCAUUUUUUUUUUAAAUAAAUAUGUUCUAUAAGUGCUCAAUGCCCGUUCAGAUCCGUGGCUCCUUGUUAUUUUUUUUAUUGUUUUUAAUGCAGACUGAAUACAUGCAUCUACAAUUCGUUUUAUUACGUAGGCUAUAUUAACAAUACAGUUUCUUUGUAGACCAAAGAAUGGGUAUCAAACAAACAUAGUUUUCAAUAUUCAUAACUUUACAUUCAUGCAGUUUUGAAGGGGACAGAGAUUGUGUUUGCAUAUUUUAAUGUAUGUGGUCACCACCAUGCAGGUCACAUUCUUUUUGUAAUUAGUGAACUGUCAAUACCUGUUGUUAUUAUAGGUUAACUUUGCGAACGUGUAACCCGUGUUGAGUAAAUGCCUCAUAAAAUAUUGAGUGAUUGUUUAUGUCGUCUUUAAAUUCCAUGGUUGUGAUUUUGUGGUCUUAUGCCCGUGUUUGUCGCUUAAACUGUUAACCAAACAAAAUAAAAAAAUUAGGUUAAGGCACAUUUA
This is a messenger RNA of Misgurnus anguillicaudatus (oriental weatherfish), 2660 nucleotides long. It is a transcript of the gene foxg1a, whose product is annotated as forkhead box G1a. The record is from RefSeq and is a predicted model, not a curated record. Gene Ontology annotation, biological process: regulation of transcription by RNA polymerase II. Lineage: Eukaryota; Metazoa; Chordata; Actinopteri; Cypriniformes; Cobitidae. Gene Ontology annotation, cellular component: nucleus. Gene Ontology annotation, molecular function: DNA-binding transcription factor activity; sequence-specific double-stranded DNA binding.